Molecule: messenger RNA, 16627 nt
Organism: Biomphalaria glabrata
Lineage: Eukaryota; Metazoa; Mollusca; Gastropoda; Planorbidae
Product: fibrillin-1-like
Exons: 71
Coding region: 583-13185 (4200 amino acids)
Biological process (GO): cell-matrix adhesion
Molecular function (GO): calcium ion binding
Source: RefSeq, a predicted model, not a curated record
UUCCAUUUGGCACUAUGAAUUCUACUUUUAGAAGCAACUCAAUUUAUACCCUGACCGGCCCUAUUAUUAAGUUAUCUCCGCCCACCCUUUUGUGCAAUAUAUUUUCUAUUGUCGAAACAAGAUCAUGCGCGAAAAGCGGGAAAUGGUUCUCUCCUAUUGUCGUCUGCUUGUUGAAGGGGAAAUAACUCAGGUUAAAGAUAGGUCAGGUACGUUAUGGUGGGAGAGGCCAAAAAAAAAAAAUAAUAGAGGGAACUGUUGCCGGUGAAGGAUUCAGAUGUCCGUGUUGAUCGCGGAUAAAACAUACUGUUUGAUAAAGCGUCCUGAAUAGGAGAAAUAGAUAAAUUCCAAGGAAACUAAAUUAACAAGUUGAUAAUAGUUGAUAGAAAAGAUUUCUUCAACGUGUAAUCAUCGGAUAAUAAUAAGAAUUCGGAUUUAUACACUACAACCUGGAAUUAUAAAUUGAACUCCUUUCUGAAAAUACAAGUAUAGAAGGAAUAUUUUAAACAUUAAAAGAACCAAAAGCAAACAAGAACUAACUAGAAGUAAAAGCCGAACAAAGAAUUGAACACGAAACCUUCAACAAUGAUCUACAGAGCGCUAAUUUAUUUCUGUGUAUAUACUCGCCUAGUCUGCGUCAUUGCUGGCAGUGACGUUACCACUUUUAAUCAAGACAACGAUUUCGUAGCAGACGACAAUAUUGACCAGCUUCUCCAGACGGAGCAGUUUUUAAAAGUUAAAGACAAUCAGGAUCAUAAGAAAUCAUCUAUUCGAGGCACUCCCUUAUUGGGGAAUGUCCCGUCAGCGGAAGAGAAGAUCUCAGCUGCGCAGGCGCAGUCCAAGAAAACUUCCACAACGCACAACUGUACGAACUCUGAGAGCAGACAUGGCGCACGCGCCAACCAAAAUUCGAGCCUUCAGUUGAAGUGGGAAAGCCUUGACGCCCUCGAGGAAUCGGAAGAGGAAUAUCUUUCAAUGGGAUUAGACUUUGAUUUUAUCCCCACGCAAGAGGAAGCUCGACAUUACAGGUAUAGGAGGGCUAGUACAUUUGGUGUCGGAAGUGGGGAAAGCUUAGUGAGCGGUAAAUUGACCUUGGCCGACGGUACUUUGACCACCGCAGAAGCCACAGAAGGGAACCCGGCUAACACAGCCAAAAAAACUGCUUUGGAGACCGCUCUUCAAACUUUUCUAGCGAAAAAAAUUCCCAGAAACAGAAUUGUUGUUAAAGUCAGGAGAUUAACACGUGGUAGCAUUAUCGUGGACUUUGAAAUGAUUUUCGGCUUCGACGACGCCAGUGGCGGAAACAUCAGCUCUUCUGAAAUAGCAGGGGCCUUUUCGGAUCUUCGGACGUUAGCAGUUGGCAACGCUACCUACUCGGUAAACAGUGUGAUGGUCUCGGACUCCGAAGGCACGCUUAAGCCUUUGGUAUGUUACAAUUGUAAAGUGUACCAGCACUGUAUAGGGAGCAACCCUGAGUGUGUAAUGAAAGAAUACAGACUGUAUCCUUAUGGACCCGCUCAGACAGAUAGUCAAUUGCCGAAAGACAGUGAGUUUGUAACCAGACGAUACACAAUUCAAGAUUAUAUCCCUUGGGAUAACCAGCUAGUGCGAACAAUAUAUAUCUCAGUCAAUGGACUCAUCAGUUUUGAUGAAGAAUUCUCCAGUUACCUCCCUAGACGUCUGCCUGUGACUAAUAAAAAACUAUUGGCUGUUUAUUGGUCAGAUCUGGACAUUGUUUCUGGUGAUGUUGGACAAGUGUAUUGCCAGAUGUAUUCAAAAAGUGGAAAUCUUAACAAAACAAUAUUUAACUUAGCCAACAAAGAUGUAAUGAAUUAUGGUGGUGUUGACUUUUAUGAUGCAUCACUGGUAAUAGUCGUUACAUGGUAUGAUGUGGCACCUUAUCCUUUAAGUGAUGCUGAGAGAGUAACAUUUCAGUGUGUCAUCAUCAGCGAUGGUGAAACCACUUAUGCCAUUUACACCUACGCCAAUGGAGCCUUGCAGUUUAACCCAGUUCUUCAAAGAGACCUUGAAUUAGGGUGGGGAUCAUAUAACCUGGAUCCAAGGCGUUCCAAUUAUUACAAUUUUGAUUCAGUCAUUGGCAAUACAGGAGAAACUGGCCGAUGGAUUUUCAAAAUUGGUGAAAGAGAGAAUUUCAGAUCAAAGUGUUUGAAUUGGUUCCAGGAGAAUGUGGACAACUUUUGGUUAAUCAGUAUCUGGAACUCGAUAAUACCACAAUGUCCUUGCAAUGAACUGUCCGCAUUCAGUAGCGGGCUGUGGCUUCCAUCUUUUGAAGAGAACAAGUGUUAUGAUAGCUUCCCACGUUACGGCAGUUUCGGACGGAGAUGUUGUUAUCAGGGAAGUUUUGGUUUCGGAAGUUUCGAGAGUAGGAUACCCAAAGCUGGCAGCUUUCAGGCUGCCACUCCGUAUGGAGGAAGGUAUCUGCAGCAGUUACACGAACAGUAUGAUGUCCUCCCCAAAAGAUGGUGUUGCGACUUGUCCAACUUAUGCAACCUGUACUACGCUGUGAGACCUUCGCCUCGCUGCACUAACUCAUUUAAUGCGAUAGCUGCAUCAAUUGGUGACCCGCAUAUAGUGACACUUGAUGGGCAGUCCUAUGUUUUCAAUGGCAAGGGAGAGUACACCAUUCUUCAAAUUGUUGGCCCUGAUCCCGCCAACAAUUCACUAUCAAUAAAUUACCAGUUACAGGGUCGUACUUGCCAAGCCACCAAUGCUGCAGGCAACCUUACCUCCGCCACUGUGUGGUGCGCAUUGGCCUUCAAAACAUCCACCAGCAGUUCAGUCAGAGUAGAACUGGGCACAACUGGCAAUUAUAUGGUAAUUUAUGCAAAUGGACAAGAUUAUACCCAGAGAUUCAGAGAUAAUAUCAAUUUCUCAGAAAUGAAUAAAGAUUUGUUUCUCAGAAAUGUAAACAGCUCCUUGAAAGUUUCUACGUCUGACAACAUUGGUAUCACUAUCUCCCUGGCCAACAAGCUUCUUGAGUUCACUGUAGACAUUGAUGACAAGUACAGGACCAUGACCAAAGGUCUGAUGGGAAAUUUCAACGGAGACAAAUCCGAUGAUUUCAUUUUCCCCAAUGGAACAAAGUUGUCGAACAACUCUUCCGAAAGAGAAAUCUUCGCCUAUGGAUAUUCAUGGUUAAUCAAAGAAGACUCUAGUUUGUUUGUGUAUCCAUAUGGGACUAAUUUCUCAAGCUUCACGGAUUUGAACUUUAAACCAAUAUUUAUGGACGAAGUGAGUGACACUGUUCGAAAAGAUGCUGAGAAGAAAUGUGGCAGUCAAACAAACCUACCUUGUAUAUUUGACUACAUCGCCACACAGAACGAGGACUUGGCGAAAAAUUCCAUGGCAUCCUCUGACACCUUUGAGUCCCAAAGCAAUGCAAUAGCCAACCAAGCACCUUUCAUCAAUGGAACUAGUGCCUUCAACAUCACGUUAAAUUCCCCACUUAGCUUUGUACUGCAAUGUUCUGACCCAGACAAAGACAGUUUCACAAUCAACGUCAGCUCAGGUCUAAACCACAGUUUUGAUAGUGCUACUGGAGAAUUGUCCAUAACCUUCACUCCUACAAAGAUCACCAAUGAAACAUUCCAGAUUGUCCUGAAAGACUCUAAGGGAAUGGAAUCUCAGCCCUACGUCGCCGAGCUCACUGUGUGUACCAACUGCAGUGGACACGGUGUCUGUAAUUUUGAAGACAACCAAGAAGUUAAUCCUUAUUACUCAUUGGCUAGCUGCGACUGUCGGCUCGGUUAUACUGGAACUGAUUGUGAGAUGGACAAAGAUGGCUGCAUCAAUUCCCCUUGCCCUGCGUCCACUAACUGCACAGAUGUUCCUGCUGAGGAAGAGAUCAGGACGGGCAAGUCUUAUAAAUGCAGUGACUGUCCACCUGGCUUUCAGCUAAAUGUGAAUGGCACAAAAUGUGAAGAUAUAAAUGAAUGCAAUCGCACAGUCAGUCCAUGUGAUGCCAAUGCCAAUUGUUUAAACACAAUUGGUAGCUUUCAAUGCACAUGUAAAUCUGGUUACAGAAUGCAGAUCAGCAGGUGUGUAGAUAUCAAUGAAUGCACUGAAAAUCUUCACGACUGUCAGCAGAUCUGCAUCAAUGAGCCUUCCACCUACUCAUGUGAUUGUUACGAUGGAUUUCAGAAGACUGGAUUACUUCUUCAUGACUGCUUCAAAAAUACUAGCAGUGAUCCUUGUGCCAAUCUAAACAAAACUUGUGUUUACGGCUGUAGAAACAAUUCUGGAUCAGCAGAGUGUUUCUGUGAGGUGGGAUAUAAACUCAAACCUGAUGGUGUUGGGUGUGAAGACAUUGAUGAGUGUAAAGAAAACUUGUGCUCUCAAGAGUGUAACAACACUGUGGGCAGCUACACUUGCUCCUGCUACGUAGGCUAUCAACUCAGCAGCAGGGACAAAAGAGUUUGUGAAGCAUGUUCUAACAAUUUGUAUGGUGUUGACUGUAAGUCCACUUGUAAUUGCCGUGGUCGAGCCUCAGCUUGUGACAAUGUGAAAGGCUGCUUGUGUAACAGUGGCUGGACUGGUGUCAGCUGCGACACCGACGUCAAUGAAUGUGUGGUGACACCUGACAUUUGUCCUCGGGAUCAGAUCUGCACCAACACCAACGGCUCCUACACCUGCACCUGCCCUGCUGGGUUUCAACUGGUCAACGGAAUCUGUACCAAUAUCGACGAGUGUGCCUCUGUGAUCACCAACAAUUGUUCUCAACUCUGUACUGACAAUCCUGGUUCUUACUCCUGCUCAUGUCAAAAUGGAUACACCCUCCUACCGAACAAUACUUGCCAAAAUAUCAAUGAAUGUUUCGCUGACAUUGACGGCUGUGAGCAGGACUGUGAAGAUGUUGAAGGAAGCUACAACUGUAAAUGUAACGCUGGCUACACCCUGACAGCAGACAGGAAGAGCUGCGAAAAAAUUCGUGAUCCUUGUGAAAACUUGAGCAUUAACUGCAGCUAUGGAUGCACAAUUAUCAACAAUACAGCUCAGUGCUUUUGUCAAAUUGGAUACAUUCUUGGUACAGAUGGUGCAACCUGCUUUGACAUAAAUGAGUGCACAGUCACUGGAGUCCGCCAACACAAGUGUUCAGAUCUGUGUGUAAACACUCCAGGAUCCUAUAACUGUUCAUGUCCUAUUGGCAAGGUGUUACAGAAUGACAGAAGAACUUGUCAAGUUUGUGACUCCUAUCACUGGGGUCCAGGCUGUGCCAACAAUUGUUCUUGUUAUCCUAUUGGUUCUGAGACUUGUGACCCAGUCAUCGGCUGCAAAUGCAAAAGUGGUUGGGCCGGAACCAAGUGUAUGCAGGAUAUCAAUGAGUGUGACUCUGAAACAUCCCCGUGUCCAUUACUGUCCAUCUGUAUGAACACACCUGGAUCUUAUUACUGCCAGUGUCCUAGUGGCUACAAGCUGUUUAAUAAUACUUGCAUAGACAUUGAUGAAUGUGUAGAGAACAAACCUUGCGAUCAGAUCUGCACUAAUGUUCCUGGAAGCUAUCGAUGUUCCUGUUUCAGACAAGGCUUCAGAGUUAAUGGUUCCAAAUGUGUUGACAUUGAUGAAUGCUCUGUCUCCACGUUGAAUAACUGCGAACAGUUGUGUAGGAAUACAGAGGGCAGCUUUGCCUGUGACUGCAAUGAUGGAUACAUUCUCAACACCACGACACGCUCAACUUGUGACCGUCUGUCUACGACAAAGACGUGUGCCAACACUACCUGCAGCCAGAUCUGUAACAUCGUCUCUGACCUUGAGGUCUGCUCCUGUCAUUCUGGUUACACCCUUCAUUCUGAUAACAAAACUUGUUUUGAUACUGAUGAGUGCAAAGGGACCAAUCCCUGUCAGAAUGGGGUGUGCAACAACGUCAACGGAAGCUUCUACUGUACAUGUAGCAAUGGAUCUAAGCUCUCCUCUGAUAUGAUAACAUGCCAGCCUUGUGACUUUGGUCUCUAUGGCGCCAACUGUAACUCUUCUUGUCUUUGCAAUACAACCAACACGAUCACGUGCAACGCCACCAAUGGCCAAUGCCAGUGCAAGAGUGGCUGGGACAGUGACUACUGCUCCGUGGACAUUGAUGAGUGCACGAAUAACGUCUGCCCUAACAACUCCAGGUGCAUCAACUCCCCAGGGUCCUACAGGUGUGUCUGCAACCCUGGCUACUACAGCAACGGUCAAGUUUGCUCAAUCUGUGACUCAACUCGCUUUGGUCAAGAUUGUGCUAGGACAUGUACCUGCAACUUUGCCAACACUGUGGUCUGUAAUCACACCAAUGGUCAGUGUAACUGUAAGCCUGGCUGGGAAGGAGUCAAUUGUGACCAGGACAUCAAUGAAUGUUCCAACACUAGCUACUGCAGUGGAAGCUUUGUCCAGUGUAUCAAUCUGAAUGGUUCAGCAGAGUGUAGGUGUACAUCUGGAUAUGAGAAACCUAACAGUGCUGGAACCUGUCAAGAUGUCAACGAGUGUCUUAAUUCCCUGCUGAACACCUGUGGUGGGUCGACGGACUGUGUCAACACUGAUGGCUCCUACAAGUGUGUUUGUGCCAAUGGCUACUAUGAAGUGUCUGGAGUAUGCACUCCCUGUAAUGCUACAAGUUUUGGUGUGAACUGCUCCCAGACCUGCACCUGUAUAGAAGCCAACACUUUGGACUGUAAUGAUAAAACUGGAGUUUGCACAUGUCUCCCUGGCUGGAAUGGCAGCAUAUGUGACCUAGAUAUUGAUGAGUGCUUGUUGAAUGCCAACUUUUGCACAGACCCUAAUAGUUUCUGUUUGAAUUUGAAUGGUUCAGUUCUUUGUGAGUGUGAGACAGGUUUCUAUAGACCUUUCCCCGGCAACUUUUGUCAAGUUUGUGAACCUAAUCACUAUGGACCCAACUGUGCACAGCAAUGUAGUUGUAUGAUGGCUAACACUGCUGACUGUGACGAUGUCAAUGGUACAUGCACUUGUAAACCUGGCUGGACUGGACUCAAUUGUGAUCAUCUUGUUGACCAAUGUUCAAACACCACUUUGUGUACUGCAGGCAAUGAAACAUGUUACAAUAUCUCUGGUACAGCCACGUGUGAUUGUCUUAUUGGUUUUCAUAGACCAACAUCAGGAGGACCUUGUCAAGGCUGUGAUAGCACCCACUGGGGUCAGAACUGUUCCAAUGUCUGCCAAUGUGAUGUCAGUAAUUCUCAAGACUGUAAUGAUGUGAAUGGUACAUGUACUUGUAAACCUGGAUGGACUGGAACCAACUGUAAACAAGACAUAGAUGAGUGCUCUAUUAACUUAAAUUUCUGCACAAACCUUCAUGAAGUAUGCCACAAUCUGAAUGGCUCAGCUGAAUGCAUUUGUCAAAAUGGUUUCUUUAAACCAAAUAGCUCAGCCAGUUGUGAAGCCUGUAACUCCACUCAUUACGGACCCAACUGUGCUCAUCAAUGUACUUGUAUGAUGACCAACACAGCUGAUUGUAAUGAUGUCAAUGGUACGUGUACUUGUAAACCUGGAUGGACUGGUACCAACUGUGACCAAGACAUAAAUGAGUGUGCUAUUAACUCUUCAUUCUGCACCAACUUAAAUGAAAGUUGUCAUAAUCUGAAUGGCUCAGCUGAAUGUAUUUGUAAAGUGGGUUACUAUAGACCAACAACUAGUGAUGCAUGUCAAGCCUGUGACAGCACCCACUGGGGUCAGAACUGUUCCAACGUCUGCCAAUGUGAUGUCAGUAAUUCUCUAGACUGUAAUGAUGUCAAUGGUACAUGCAGUUGUAAAACUGGCUGGAAUGGAACCAACUGUGACCAAGACAUAGAUGAGUGUGCUAUUAACUCUUCAUUCUGCACCAACUCUAAUGAAAGCUGUCAUAAUCUGAAUGGCUCAGCUGAAUGUAUUUGUAAAGUGGGUUACUAUAGACCAACAACUAGUGAUGUAUGUCAAGCCUGUGACAGCACCCACUGGGGUCAGAACUGUUCCAACGUCUGCCAAUGUGAUGUCAGUAAUUCUCUAGACUGUAAUGAUGUCAAUGGUACAUGCAGUUGUAAAACUGGCUGGAAUGGAACCAACUGUGACCAAGACAUAGAUGAGUGUGCUAUUAACUCUUCAUUCUGCACCAACUCUAAUGAAAGCUGUCAUAAUCUGAAUGGCUCAGCUGAAUGUAUUUGUAAAGUGGGUUUCUAUAAACCAACAACUAGUGAUGAAUGUCAAGCCUGCAAUGCAACACACUACGGAGAAAAUUGUCAGCUCCAGUGUUCAUGCUUGGAGGGCAAUACACUCGACUGUAAUCAUGUCAACGGUACAUGCACCUGUGAAUCUGGUUGGAGUGGAACCAACUGUGACCUUGAUAUAGACGAGUGCGUCACAAACACCAGUUAUUGUUCUGGCCCUGAAGAAACUUGUCAAAAUCUAAAUGGUUCAGCUGAAUGCUUGUGUCAUGUUGGGUUUUACAGGCCAUCUUCUGAAAAAGAUUGUCAAGCCUGUAAUUCCACUCGUUAUGGACCCAACUGUACACUUCAAUGUAACUGUAUGAUGGCUAACACAGCUGAUUGUGAUGAUGUGAAUGGUACAUGCACUUGUAGAGUUGGAUGGAAUGGAACCAACUGUGACCAAGAUAUAGACGAGUGUGACAACACCAGUUAUUGUGCUGGUCCUGAAGAAACUUGUCACAAUCUAAAUGGUUCAGCUGAAUGCCUGUGUCAAGAUGGUUAUUACAGGCCAACUUCUGGGUCACAAUGUCAAGCCUGUAACUCCACUCACUAUGGACCCAACUGUGCACUUCAAUGUAACUGUAUGAUGACCAACACUGCUAAUUGUAGUAAUGUCAAUGGUACAUGUACUUGUAAACCUGGCUGGACUGGACUCACUUGUGACCAAGAUAUAGAUGAGUGUGUCACAAACGCCAAUUAUUGUCCAGGUCCUGAAGAAACUUGUCACAAUCUAAACGGUUCAGCUGAAUGCCUGUGUCAAGAUGGUUUUUACAGGCCAACUUCUGGAUCACAAUGUCAAGCUUGUAACUCCACUCAGUAUGGACCCAACUGUGCACUUCAAUGCAGUUGUAUGACGGCCAACACUGCUAAUUGUAAUAAUGUCAAUGGUACAUGCACUUGUAAUCCAGGCUGGACUGGACUCAAUUGUGGUCAUCUUGUUGACCAAUGUUCAAACACCACUUUGUGUACUUCGGCCAACGAAACAUGUUACAAUAUCUCUGGUACAGCAACAUGUGAUUGUCUCAUUGGUUUCCAUAGACCAACAUCAGGAGGAGCUUGUCAAGGUUGUGACAGCACCCAUUGGGGUCAGAACUGUUCCAAUGUCUGCCAAUGUGAUGUCAGUAAUUCUCUAGACUGUAAUGAUGUCAAUGGAACAUGUACUUGUGAAUCUGGCUGGAAUGGAACCAAUUGUAACCAAGACAUAGAUGAGUGUGCUAUUAACAGAACAGUCUGCACAAACCUUCAUGAAGUAUGCCACAAUCUGAAUGGCUCAGCUGAAUGUGUUUGUCAAGAUGGUUUCUUUAAACCAAAUAGUUCAGCCAGUUGUCAAGCCUGUAACUCCACUCACUAUGGACCCAACUGUGCUCAUCAAUGUAAAUGUAUGAUGACCAACACAGAUGAUUGUAAUGAUGUCAAUGGUACAUGCAGUUGUAAACCUGGCUGGACUGGAACCAACUGUGACCUUGAUAUAGACGAGUGCGUCACAAACACCAGUUAUUGUACUGGCCCUGAAGAAACUUGUCUAAAUCUAAAUGGUUCAGCUGAAUGCUUGUGUCAUGUUGGGUUUUACAGGCCAUCUUCUGAAAAAGAUUGUCAAGCCUGUAAUUCCACUCGUUAUGGACCCAACUGUGCACUUCAAUGUAACUGUAUGAUGGCUAACACAGCUGAUUGUGAUGAUGUGAAUGGUACAUGCACUUGUAGAGUUGGAUGGAAUGGAACCAACUGUGACCAAGAUAUAGAUGAGUGUGUCACAAACACCAAUUAUUGUCCAGGUCCUGAAGAAACUUGUCACAAUCUAAACGGUUCAGCUGAAUGCCUGUGUCAAGAUGGUUUUUACAGGCCAACUUCUGGAUCACAAUGUCAAGCUUGUAACUCCACUCAGUAUGGACCCAACUGUGCACUUCAAUGCAGUUGUAUGAUGGCCAACACUGCUAAUUGUAAUAAUGUCAAUGGUACAUGCACUUGUAAUCCAGGCUGGACUGGACUCAAUUGUGGUCAUCUUGUUGACCAAUGUUCAAACACCACUUUGUGUACUGCGGCCAAUGAAACAUGUUACAAUAUCUCUGGUACAGCAACAUGUGAUUGUCUCAUUGGUUUCCAUAGACCAACAUCAGGAGGAUCUUGUCAAGGUUGUGACAGCACCCACUGGGGUCAGAACUGUUCCAAUGUCUGUCAAUGUGAUGUCAGUAAUUCUCUAGACUGUAAUGAUGUCAAUGGUACAUGUACUUGUGAAUCUGGCUGGAAUGGAACCAAUUGUAACCAAGACAUAGAUGAGUGUGCUAUUAACAGAACAGUCUGCACAAACCUUCAUGAAGUAUGCCACAAUCUGAAUGGCUCAGCUGAAUGUGUUUGUCAAGAUGGUUUCUUUAAACCAAAUAGUUCAGCCAGUUGUCAAGCCUGCAAUUCCACUCACUAUGGACCCAACUGUGCUCAUCAAUGUAAUUGUAUGAUGACCAACACAGAUGAUUGUAAUGAUGUCAAUGGUACAUGCACUUGUAAACCUGGCUGGACUGGAACCAACUGUGACCAAGACAUAGAUGAGUGUGCUAUAAACUCUUCAUUCUGCACCAACUCAAAUGAAAGUUGUCAUAAUCUGAAUGGCUCAGCUGAAUGUAUUUGUAAAGUGGGUUACUAUAGACCAACAACUAGUGAUGCAUGUCAAGCCUGUGACCCAACUCACUAUGGACCCAACUGUGCACAUCAAUGCAGUUGUAUGGUGGCCAACACAGCUGAUUGUGAUGAUGUCAGUGGUACAUGCACUUGUAAACCCAGCUGGACUGGACUCAAUUGUGACCAUCUUCUUGACCAAUGUACUAACAAAACAUUUUGUACAGCAGGAAAUGAAACAUGUUACAAUAUCUCUGGUACAGCCACAUGUGAUUGUCUCAUUGGUUUUCAUAGACCAGGAGUAUCUUGUGAAGGUUGUGAUAGCACCCAUUGGGGUCAGAACUGUUCCAAUGUCUGCCAAUGUGAUGUCAGUAAUUCUCUAGACUGUAAUGAUGUCAAUGGUACAUGUACUUGUGAACCUGGCUGGACUGGAACCAAAUGUGAUCAAGACAUAGAUGAGUGUGCUAUUAACUUAUCACUCUGCAACAACUCUAAUGAAGUAUGCCAUAAUCUGAAUGGUUCAGCUGAAUGCAUUUGUCAAGAUGGUUUCUUUAAGCCCAAUAGUUCAGCCACUUGUCAAGCCUGUAACUCCACUCACUACGGACCCAACUGUGCUCAUCAAUGUAAUUGUAUGAUGACCAACACAGCUGAUUGCAAUGAUGUCAAUGGUACAUGUACUUGUAAUCCUGGCUGGACUGGACUUACUUGUGGUCAUCUUGUUGACCAAUGUACUAACAGCUCAUUUUGUACAGCUGCCAAUGAAACAUGUUACAAUAUCUCUGGUACAGCAACAUGUGAUUGUCGCAUAGGUUUCCAUAGACCAACAUCAGGUGGAUCUUGUCAAGGUUGUGACAGCACCCAUUGGGGUCAAAACUGUUCCAAUGUCUGCCAAUGCAAUGACAGUAAUUCUCUAGACUGUAAUGAUAUCAAUGGUACAUGUACUUGUAAAACUGGAUGGACUGGAACCAACUGUGACCAAGACAUAGAUGAGUGUGCUAUUUACUCAACAUUCUGCACAAACCUUUAUGAAGUAUGCCACAAUCUGAAGGGUUCCGCUGAAUGCGUUUGUCAAAAUGGUUUCUACAGACCAACAGCUGGUGCUGCAUGUCAAGGCUGUGAUAGCACCCACUGGGGUCAGAACUGUUCCAAUGUCUGCCAAUGUGCUGUCACAAAUUCUCUGGACUGUAAUGAUGUCAGUGGUACAUGCACUUGUAAACCUGGCUGGACUGGAACCAAGUGUGACCUAAAGAAAGUUUGUGAUUCCACUCAUUAUGGACCAACCUGUGCCAGUGAAUGUACCUGUGACGUUGCUAACACUAUUGACUGUAAUUCUGAGAAUGGAGCUUGUACAUGUAAAGAUAGCUGGACUGGUGCUAACUGUAAUCAAGUGAAGAGUUUGUCUGCUUCGGUUACGAUGCCUAUUAAAAAUCCACCUCUUGAAGUGCUUAAUACUUCUUCAAGUGUCUUUUUUGAAUACAGAGCGACAAUCCUAGCCGAGUUGCGAGCGAUCAGUUCAAGAAAUUUUGGUCAAGAUAUAGUUAUUAUACAUAUAAUUAGUUUCAGGUUGGGCUCUCUAAUAGCCGAUAUAAUUAUGGAAAUCAGCGGUACAGAACCAAAUGUAAUAAAUGAUCCAACUACAAACACAGCUGCCAACUUUACAAAUUUCCUGAUCGAUGUGACCAAGAGCAGUGUUAAUAUUAAUGGCACAGACUAUCCAUUCACUCUGUCUUUGAAUGGAGUCAACGUUACAUCAAAUACAACUAAAUGUGCAAUCUACAUGAGAGUUACAAAUAUUACCUGUCUUGACUGUGUCUUCGAAGAUGGGAAUGCUCAUCCUACUUGCUCUGUUUCACCAGUUUCAGAUUCAGAUGGCAGCAAUGAUUUGAUCAUUGGCCUGGCAGUCGGUAUCCCAUUGUUUGUCAUUCUGACAGUGGUCGUGUUGGUAUUAGUGUGCCUGUACGUCAGGAGAAAGUCUUCUAAAAACUUGGGAUCAGUGUCUGAAGAGAGGGAGUCACCUUUUGGAAGAUUCUUUCCGACUAGACUUGAUCCCAAGGGAUCAUGGGGUACGCCUUCCUUGUAUAAAGCUGAUGCUUACUCUGAGGCUGGCACCAGCCAGAACAGUCGGGAUGGUCAGUUGAUUAGAAAGACUAAAAAGAAGUCUCCAGAGUUCCAGGACUCGGCCUGGUAUGCAAGUACUAGCAGCUCUGUCCAGCCAGCCGCAGGUCAAGAACAAGGAGUGCAAGAACCCCCAACGGGCCAGGCGUCUAAUUUCUCUUGGGACUAUAUGUUCCAGUUGUUGGAGCCUCACAAAGGGUUUGAGAUCCAGAGGCCAAACGUCAGCCCGUCACCUAAUCCAGCUUUUUUAAAAAAGGGUCCUGACUCUAAUGCUUAGGAGACAUAAACAAACUUGAACCAAAUGAAAUCUCAAAGCCAAAGUUGGAUUGUUAGUUUGGGAAUGUUCUCAGGAUGAUCAGACUACCUUCAAGAGACCUGUCUGAAACUUAUAUUUAUCCAUCAUUGGUAAUUGUAUCAUUGUUGAAUAACUGUACUGGUGAUUAAAUAAAUUAUCUGUUAAACAAUUUAUGUUUGGAUAAAUAAAUCCUUUGUUGAACAAAUUAUAUUUUGUGUAUCAAUAUCUUAGGAUUGCAAAAUGUUCUUGUUUAAUAGCUUAUAGUGUUUGGAUCUGUCCCAAUAUAAUGAAACUGAAGUCAACAAAAAAAAAAGUUUUCCAUUUUCUUCAGUUGAUUUCAGUUAGGUGGACCUAAGUAUAAUAAUUUAUCUAAAAAGUACGAAGCUUUACAUUAGAAUAGGCAUUGAUUCGAAGAAAUGGUUUUAAAAAAUAGAAUAGUUUUGUCAGAAAUAACUUCUUAAGAGAACGAAAAACCUGAUUCAGUAAUUAAAGUCAUAAUAAAUUACCGCACUAAACAUUAUUUUCUUAAACUUAAAAAUGUUACAUUAUUUUAUUCGGAAAUAGCUUGGCCAACUUCUGUAUAGAUCAUACUCAUUCCUGUAAGAAUUUGUUCUUCUACAAAGUUGUGUAGAUAAAUGCCUUAUUUACAUGCUCCACAUUCCUGGAGUGUUUCUCACACUUCACUCAUGAUAUCUUGUAUAAAAUAUGACCAUUUAACUCUUUCUCUCUGUAAUUAUUUUCUACAUUCCGAUGGAAUCAUUUAUUUUGCUCAUUAGUGUUUCACUAUCCUGUUACGGUUAAACUUCCAAAACUUUUUGCAUGUACACAGGAGAUGUUAUUUUAGGUAUAUAAUUGUUGCAUGCACUUUUUAAGUAACAAUGAAAAAGGUUUUUAAAACCAAAAAAUACUUUUAUUUAAUGGGGUCAAAUUGGCGUUGGAAUCGUUAGUUAGGAGAGAAAGAGUUAAUGCUAAAAUAAAGAAAUAAAGGACAAAAAUUGUAUUUUUGUCUAAGAUGUACAUAGGUUUCGUUUUUUUUUCAUGAGAGCCAAAUUUUAUAUAACUCUGUCUUUCAUAGACUUUUGAAUAUAUAUAUAUGCAUUUAUUUCUAUAUGUUGUUUGUGAAGCCCUGAUCCAAUAUGUUUAUAUGUGAAAUUUUCCUUAUUAAGAAUAUUGUUUUGAAACAUAUUUAUUGGUUUUGUCUGUCACCCGUCUACUUUUUAAGUCUAUCGACAAGAAAAAGACACUUAUAAAUAACAUUCUAAUCGACAUAGCAAUUAUAAUAUGAUUGUUUGACAUAGAACUACUGGUUACCGAGGACAUCCUUCAGAAAUAAGUAGUCAUUGUAUAUUGAAGAUGUUUGCAGUGUAAUGUACUUGUGUGCUGUUCUAUUGAGCUGCGCCAGUAAAAUAAUGGAGGAGCCAGCUUCUGUAGGCAGAUCCUUCCACUCUGUGACUACAAUUCACUACAACAUGUAAAUAACUUUCGCAAAGUGAAUCUACAUAUUCAAAAAUUCAUGAGAAAGUUUCAUCAUUGUUACAUCUUUUUUUAGAAGCUCCUCUAGAAACACAGAUUUUUUGUAGUGUUUAGACCAAAACUAAUAAAUAGUAAUAAAAGAAAUAUGCUUUAUCUGGAUUUCUUUACUUGAACAUUAUAUGCGCUUAUGAUAUGACUCUCAGUUGAUCCAUGGUCAAUAAAUAGAGUUAUUGUUAAUGCCUUGUCCUUACACAGUUCUGUAAUAUUUUUUUUUUUGUAAAUAACUUCAAUAACUACUAGGCCAGCUAACGUCAUUAUUUAUGUUCAAUAUUGUGCAUUGUGGCAAUGUGCCUAAACUCUACAGGGGGCUUUUUUUUUUUUUUUUUUUUGCAAUGACAUUGUUUCUACUGUUCCAUAUUUUGUUUAUGUAAAACAUUAUGAUGCAAUCUGUACAUAGGUAGAUUCUAAACAAAAUCUCACUUGACUGAAUCUAUUGCUGUGUUCUGCCUCAUGUAUUUAUGUGGAGAAAUCCAGACAUUUUCAAGCAAUUUAAUCAAAACUGUUGUCAUGACUACAGUAAACAGCUCAUGUGGCCAGAUUUUUGUUAUUGAUAAAUCCAUAAUUAAUUUUUUAGUUGUUUUAAAAUCUUUUUUUUUCCAUCUGUCUAUCUAAUUGCAGAUUUUCUUUCUAAUGAGUCAAUUAAAAAAAAACUCAUGGCCUUAUUUUUCUUUGCCUUUAUUUUUUUUUCUUAAUCACUAAUAUUUAGUGUUGGCCAUAAUAGUUUCUAAGUAAUUUCCUUUAAAGUUUAAUUUUUCAUUAGUAGCCAGCCAUCAUGUACAGUGUUCUGUAGUCAUAGGCUCAAGAUAAUUUUACUAACUAUGCAAUAUUUAUCAUAUAUCAUACAUUAUUAUAAUGGUACACUUAUUUUUUUUUUCCUUUUUGAGCCGGUCUAUGUAAUUAUAUAUUCCUUUGCUAUGAAACGUUUGGCAAAUCAAUUUUCUUGUAAAUUUGUUGGUUAAUCAUGUGAUGAAAUCGAGUCAAAUUAAUCUAUAUGUGUGUGAGGGUUAGCAGUGUGUGUGUGUGUGUGUGAAAACCCUUCAGAACAUGUUACUGUAUGUGUAAUUGAAGACUGAUGUGCUAGUCUUUGAUUUAUUUGAUGUAUAAGAUGAUAUUAACAUACCUCAGAGGAUGUCUACUGUGACAUCAUUUUUUUAUUUUUUUUUUACCUAUGUGUAGAUGAUAAAGAUGUUUUCAUGAUAUGUGAUUGAACAAUGUCAAGAUGUUGGAUUUGAUUUAUAUCAUUAUCAUGUCUGAUUCAGUGUAUGAUUGCUCCAUGGUGAAUGAAUUAUUUAAUUAUGAUUGAUUUAACAAUAAUUUCAGCUUUAACUACAUUCCCAUUAGCACAUAUCAAGGGCUGCCACUCUGUUGUGUUUACAAAUCUCAUGUUUUUGAAAUUGUUCCAGUUUCUUAGUCCAUGCAGAGUUAUCUCCUUGGAAAAAAAUAUUUAUUAAAUUAUAACAAGUCAAAAAAGCAUUAUUUAAAUUUUAUUUCGGUAAAAAAAAAUACAACAUAUAAAAAUACAUUAUUGACUUGGAAACAACAUAGAACCACAAAUAUCUUUUGUUUAACUUUGAACAGUGUAUUUGACUAAAUUGUUACACCCAUAACAUAUAUCUGUUUGUGAUAUGUAAUUUGAUAAAUUCGCUUGAACCUUAAAUGUAAUUUUCUAUUUGGCUCCAUUUCUUUGUUUUUCUUGUUUCAGUAUUGGCUAGUAAAUAAAAUUGUUUCUUCUAUAUUCCCAGUACUACUUAUAUUACUAUUUAUACUGAACACUUUAUUCUAUUUGUUAUUUUGUAUUUUAUGUUCAAUAUUUAUUGAAAUAUAUUGUGAAGAAAUCUUGCAAAGUCUAUACAAAAAAAAUAUUGUUAAUAAAUUUAGGAUACAAAUAAUU